Molecule: messenger RNA, 1194 nt
Organism: Stegodyphus dumicola
Lineage: Eukaryota; Metazoa; Arthropoda; Arachnida; Araneae; Eresidae
Product: dynein intermediate chain 2, ciliary-like
Biological process (GO): outer dynein arm assembly; cilium movement
Cellular component (GO): outer dynein arm
Molecular function (GO): dynein heavy chain binding; dynein light chain binding
Source: RefSeq, a predicted model, not a curated record
CAUUACUCAGUUUUUUCUAAUAGAGUUAUAGCCAAGAAGCAGAAGUUCGGCCAUGUUUCGGAAAAACGUAAAUGAGAAAGUUCGCGGAAGAAAACCAGUUUCGAAAGAACUAACGCAGUUAUUCCUCACUGUUGAGGAACUCGACACCGAUAUCCCUACUGUGCUCACAACCUGCAAUCCGUACUUUUUGGAUGACGCUGUUGAAUUUUGCUACAGAGAGGGAUGUUACAAGCAGCUACAGAAUCGGCGAAGUAGUAUCUUAUUCUUCAGCCAGAAGGGAAACAUAAGGAGAAAAGAGGAAGUGCAGACCACAAGUGACUUUAAAAAUGAAAAAGAAGAAACCGUGGAGGAACUCGACACAAAGCGAAAGAAUAAAUUCAACUUCUGCGACAGAGCGACACAGACUGUGCAUUUUUUGCUAAAAGAAAGAGCUAAUCAAACAGAGCCAUCUUCUCAGCUUCAAUUCGACGGAACAGUAUCAGCAGCUGAGAUAGCAUUUGCUUAUCAAGAAAAAGAAGCCGGAGAAAAGAGAGACAGAGAAGAGAAAUCGAAUGAAGUGAACCGAAAAACUGAGAGAAAAGAGAGCAAGGCACUGAUUUUUUCGCAUCACCUCAAAUUUCUUCGUUUCUGCGAAAGAAUGGUAGAUCAAAACUUAAUGUCUGACAUCAGCAUUGAUUAUAGUUUUUACGAUACGCCAAGUGACGAAUUCAAGGACAAAGGCCUGGGAUCUCUGUUGCCUUUAUGGAAAUUUAAUUAUCAACCCAUGAGGGGUAUGGCCAUUACAGGCUUGAGCUGGAACAGUCGCUAUUCUGACAUGUUUGCAGCUGCUUUUGGAUCCCAUGACGUCACAAUGCGUCAUAGGUCAGGAUGUGUAUGCAUAUUUAGUUUGAAAUGCCCGUCCCAUCCAGAGAAAGUUAUUUCUUGUAAGUCUGGUGUCUGCUGCGUGGAAUUCAGCCCGUAUCGGCCUCAUCUUUUAGCCGUUGGACUCGCGGAUGGAUCAGUGGCGGUGCACGAUGUCCGCAAAGCAGGAAGCUCUCCAGUUGCCAUCAAUAAGAACUCAAGACUUGAGCACAAUGAUGCCGUCAAUCAGGUAAAAUGGCUGCCUGAUAACAUCGAUGGCCAACCGAACUUUUGUUCUAUUUCUGCCGAUUGCAAAGUGAUUGAUUGGAUACUUGCUAAGGUGAGUGUGUUUAU